Branchiostoma floridae (Florida lancelet) is the source of this 2231-nucleotide messenger RNA. Its product is annotated as phospholipid phosphatase 6-like. NCBI's taxonomy places the organism in Eukaryota, Metazoa, Chordata, Leptocardii, Amphioxiformes, Branchiostomatidae. Gene Ontology annotation, molecular function: sphingosine-1-phosphate phosphatase activity. The record is from RefSeq and is a predicted model, not a curated record.
GAUGAAUGAAACUAUGGACAUGAGUAAGUUAUGGAGGAACCCUGACGCAGUGUUCCCCAAGCCUGGCCCUCCACGUAGGCACAGCUUUGAAGAGGACAAGUCGCAGGGCGAGGGCGGGGAUCGGUUCAGACGUCACAGCGGCCGGAGUACCGAGGUGAACGCGGCGGCAGAGGCGGCGGAGGCCAGGGCUCAGGGUCGCGCCCCUCCUCGGAGGACCAGCCGGUCAUCAGAGGAUGCAGAGGAGCAGGACAGACAGGCGGUCAGGGGAAGGCCUGGUCUGGCCAGGCAGUCCAGUCAGACUGGACGGAAGGGCAGUCAGAAUGAUGCCAGCCUGGGCAAACCCUGGGGUCUGCCCCGUACAGACAGGGGAAAGCCACAACAGACCAUGGGUCCGUCCGAUCCCAACGCCACCCUGGGGGAGAUCAUCUGGAGCUCCCUGUUGGCUAUCGACCUUACCUUGUCCAAGUGUAUCAGUGUUUGUGCGAAUCGCUCGGACAGUAACCUGCGCCACAUCCUGAUGUUCCUGGAGUUCUCGUGCCACGGGCUGCCAUGGAUCGCUGGCACGCUCUUCAUGCUGUACAAGAGCACCACCAUCCUGCAGGUGCAGAAACUGGUCAACCUCUUUGCAGCUCUGAUUCUCGACCUUUUCAUCGUUGGAACCAUGAAAGCGAUGGUGAGACGUAAGCGGCCACCGUACAACGAGGGCGACAUGUUUGCGACCGUCUCAGUCGACAAGUUUUCCUUCCCGUCCGGCCACGCCACGCGAUCAGCAAUGGUGGUAUCGUUUCUUAUCGGCAACUGGUGGAUGCCAUUGGCUAUAAAACACUUUCUCGUGCUCUGGGCGUUCGCGAUCGCCAUGUCAAGGGUCAUGUUAGGAAGACACCAUGUCAGCGACGUUGUCUCAGGGGUUGUGAUUGGCCUGGUGCAGUACCGGAUCGUCAGUUUCUUCUGGUUCUCGCCGUGGUUUUGUCAGACGCUGGUGUGGCCUUUUCUUGGGACAUUAAAGAGUCCAAUUGCUGUGGGACUUUAACUGACACCUUGUGGAAAACUAUGAAGAAUGAAGACACUCCUCCAGAUUCUUUGUUUGGUACAGUCUUACCUAAAGUACAAUAGAAGGAUCCGAGUUUGAGGGAAUGGUUGGGACAGAAACACAGUUAUUGACGGAAUGGAAUUGUGAGCACUGUUUACAGAUAAUUGGUUACAACACCUUUCUUUACUCUGAUGGUAUGAAUAGCUCACAAUAGUUAGGAUGGCGAGAGUACUGAGGACAAAUUUGAUGUAAGGAGAGAUGAGCACAAUCAUAUGACAAAGAGGUUUAUGAGUGGAACAAACUUGCUUAUGAAGGAAUUGAAGAUUACCAAAGACAUACAUCAAAUGACAAGUUGCCAGUGUUAUUAUAUGUACUUGCAAUCUUUUGUUAAAAAGAAAAGAACCUGUCCAUCCUAUAUGAAGGUUUCACAUUUUUCUUUUCCAAUUCAGUAUGGGCAUAAAUUCUCAGAUCACACAUUGCCAAAGCCUGACAUGUUGAAAAAUAUAACGUAACUCUAUGCAUAUGCUGAAACCGUUGUGAGGAAUAAGAUGAUAUUUAUCAAAUUUGGUCAGUCUGUUGUUGCAAUACCAUUAUCUUCCAAUAGGUGGCCAACCUAACAUGUUCAGAAAGGCGUUUUUGAUUACAUGUGACAACAAGUUCAUGUAAGUUGUGGACACUUUUUAAAAUAAAAGGCUGACAGAUAAAGUACUAUGUACAAUGUAUGAUAUAUAGACAUGUGAAAUGUUUCAAUGCAUCAUUUUGGAUGCUGUGUAUCAUUUGCCAGAAUUCCUAUGAAAAAAAUAUAAAGUAAAGGCUGUAGUACCGUCUGUCGCAGUGUAGUUUUCCUGGUGAAAGACAAAGGUUUUCCCUUGGCAGCAUUUUUGAAGAAUUCUUUUCUUUUAGAAAGAGAUUUCAAAUAUACUUUUCAUACAGAUGUACCCUAUUUAUCAUCAUACAGAAAGAUGACACACUUGUGGAAUUGCACUUCAUCUUUUCACUUUUAUUCUACAUGAGUGUACAAAAAUUCUGAAAUAACAGUCUUAUUAUAUGCAUUGGUGUAACAUCUGUGCAUGAAAUGCUGCUUAAAAUGUAUUUUCAUCCUCGAUCUCUUUCAAUCAAUACAACAUGUAAAUCAGUUUACACCCUAUAUAAAGAUUGGUUUGAAACAGUUUUUGUUCACAACAUGAGUGGUACGAGCAUA